Larimichthys crocea (large yellow croaker) is the source of this 9148-nucleotide messenger RNA. It is a transcript of the gene kif1b, whose product is annotated as kinesin family member 1B. The coding region runs from base 366 to 5837 and encodes 1823 amino acids. The record is from RefSeq and is a predicted model, not a curated record. Gene Ontology annotation, biological process: microtubule-based movement. The transcript has 49 exons. Lineage: Eukaryota; Metazoa; Chordata; Actinopteri; Sciaenidae. Gene Ontology annotation, molecular function: microtubule motor activity; ATP binding; microtubule binding.
GAGUUGACGUAAUCUCUCUCUGUAAAUCAAGGCAAUCUAUCAAUUCUUCUUUUCGCUUGUGUGCAGAAAGACGUCCUCCUUUCUAUCUCUACUGGAAAAUAAACUCGCCGAGGAGUUCACCGGUUGCAACCCUAAAAGCUCCAUCCGGCGGAGGACGCCGCUAUAAUGGGUGUUUCGUACGAAAGUGGACCUAAUAGCAGUUUUCGUGCUCGCGGAUUCAGAUAUAUCACAUAUUGACGCCCGCUAGCUAACGUUAGUCCUCGGCGCUUGUCCUGUGGUGGCGGUGGUGUCCUGGUGAGAGUCUACAAACGAGGGGUAUAUAUAUAUAAAGGAAUCUUACUGGGAGGCAUUACUAAACCGCAAACAUGUCUGGGGCGUCUGUAAAAGUCGCCGUUCGAGUCCGGCCCUUCAAUUCCAGGGAGAUGAGCAAGGAGUCAAAAUGUAUCAUUCAGAUGCAAGGCAACACUACAACUAUUUCCAACCCCAAAGCCCCAAAGGAACCAGCAAAGACCUUCAGUUUUGAUUAUUCCUACUGGUCACACACUACGCCGGAAGACCCCAGCUUUGCAUCACAAAACCUUGUCUACAAUGAUAUCGGCAAGGAAAUGCUGGCGCAUGCAUUUGAGGGCUACAAUGUCUGCAUCUUCGCUUAUGGCCAGACAGGAGCUGGCAAAUCCUAUACCAUGAUGGGCAAGCAGGAGGAAGGGCAGGAAGGAAUCAUUCCCAUGCUCUGUGAAGAUCUGUUUGAGAAAAUCAAUGAGGACACCAACAAAGAGGAGCUCUCCUACUCGGUAGAGGUCAGUUACAUGGAGAUCUACUGUGAACGGGUGCGAGAUCUGCUCAACCCCAAGAACAAAGGGAACCUACGAGUGCGAGAACACCCGCUAUUGGGUCCCUAUGUGGAAGAUCUGUCCAAGCUAGCUGUCACCUCCUACACAGAUAUCGCUGAUCUAAUGGAUGCAGGCAACAAGGCCAGAACUGUGGCUGCAACAAACAUGAAUGAGACCAGCAGCAGGUCACAUGCUGUUUUCACCAUCGUCUUCACACAAAAGAAACAUGACAGCGAAACAGACCUCUCCACAGAAAAGGUCAGUAAAAUUAGUUUGGUAGACUUGGCAGGGAGCGAACGAGCAGAUUCCACUGGAGCUAAAGGCACCAGGCUAAAGGAGGGCGCAAACAUCAACAAAUCUCUCACCACGUUAGGAAAAGUUAUCUCUGCUUUGGCUGAAGUGGAUAACUGUACCAGCAAGAGUAAGAAAAAGAAGAAGAGUGACUUCAUCCCGUACAGAGACUCUGUUCUGACGUGGCUGCUGAGGGAGAACCUUGGUGGAAACUCAAGAACAGCCAUGGUCGCUGCCCUCAGUCCUGCAGAUAUCAACUAUGAUGAAACUCUCAGCACCCUCCGCUACGCCGACCGAGCUAAGAACAUUAAAUGCAAUGCUGUCAUCAAUGAGGAUCCCAACAACAAGCUGGUGCGUGACCUGAAGGAUGAAGUCGCUAGACUGAAGGAGCUGCUCCGUGCCCAGGGCCUGGGAGACAUCCUGGACAUUGAUCCUAUGGGGGAUGAUUGCCCAGGAAGUGGAAUCAAAUACCUCAAAGACAUUCAGAACAAUAAGCAUAGAUACUUGAUAGCCUCAGAGAAUCAACGCCCUGGCCAUUUCUCCACAGCGCCUAUUGGUUCCCUGACAGCCUCUCCAUCUUCUGGCUCACUGUGCAGCCAGGUGGGUCUUCAAUCGGUCACCAGCAUCCAGGAGCGCAUCAUGUCCACACCUGGAGGAGAGGAGGCCAUUGAAAGACUUAAGGAAUCAGAAAAGAUCAUUGCUGAGCUCAAUGAGACCUGGGAAGAGAAACUGCGAAAGACUGAGGCAAUCCGCAUGGAGAGGGAGGCCUUGCUUGCAGAGAUGGGUGUGGCAAUUCGUGAAGAUGGUGGCACUUUAGGGGUCUUCUCUCCUAAAAAGACUCCACACUUGGUUAACCUGAAUGAGGAUCCUCUCAUGUCAGAGUGUCUGCUCUACUACAUCAAAGAUGGGAUAACAAGGGUUGGUCAGGCCGAUGCUGAAAGACGACAGGACAUUGUUUUAAGUGGUGCUCAUAUCAAGGAGGAGCACUGUAUCUUCCGCAGUGAGAGGAAUGCCAAUGGAGAUGUUAUCGUCAUGCUGGUGCCCUGUGAGGGAUCAGAAACCUACGUCAAUGGCAAACGUGUUGAGGAUGCAAUCCAGCUCCGUUCAGGUAACCGUAUCAUUAUGGGAAAGAACCAUGUGUUCCGGUUCAACCACCCGGAGCAGGCCAGAGCUGAAAGGGAGAAGACGCCAUCUGCCGAAACCCCCGUGGAGCCGGUGGAUUGGACAUUUGCUCAGAGGGAGCUUCUGGAGAAGCAGGGCAUCGACAUGAAGCAGGAGAUGGAGAAGAGGCUCACUGAAAUGGAAAUCUUGUACAAAAAGGAGAAGGAAGAAGCGGACCAACUUCUGGAACAACAGCGACUGGUGUACGAGAGCAAAUUACAGGAACUUCAGAAACAGGUCGAGACUAUUUCUCUGGUAGCCGAGACACCAGAUGAAGUAGAGUUGGAGGAGGAGGAGGAAGAGGAAGUGCCGUGGACUCAGCAUGAGUUUGAGUUGGCUCAGUGGGCCUUCAGGAAGUGGAGGUACCAUCAGUUCACCUCCCUCCGUGACCAGCUGUGGGGAAAUGCUGUCUACCUAAAGGAGGCCAACGCCAUCAGUGUGGAACUAAAGAAGAAAGUCCAGUUCCAGUUUGUGUUGCUGACAGACACGCUGUAUUCUCCGCUGCCCCCUGAGCUCCUGUCGCCAGAGCCAGAGAAAGAGCGCGACACCAGGCCUUUCCCUCGCACUGUGGUGGCUGUAGAGGUUCAGGACCUGAAGAAUGGAGCCACACACUAUUGGUCCCUGGAUAAACUCAAGCAGAGGUUGGACCAGAUGAGAGAGAUGUACGACCGUGCUGGAGAAAUGGCUUCUGCCAACCAGGAGGAUGGUGAGGGCACUCUGACAGGAAACGACCCCUUCUACGAUCGCUUCCAUUGGUUUAAACUUGUGGGGAGCUCUCCCAUCUUUCACGGUUGUGUCAACGAACGCCUGGCCGACCGCACGCCCUCGCCUACCUUCUCCACCACUGACUCAGAGAUCACAGAGCUGGCGGACGAGCGCCAGAGCGAGAUGUCUGACUUGAUUGACGAUGAAGCGUUUGUGGACGACACCAGCUCGGACGCCGGCACAGAGGAGGGCUCAGACAUCUUCAGCGAUGGCCAGGACCCCUUCUACGACCGCUCCCCCUGGUUCAUCCUGGUGGGAAGAGCAUUCGUGUACCUGAGCAACCUGCUCUACCCUGUACCACUGGUGCACCGUGUUGCCAUAGUAACAGAGAAGGGCGAGGUGCGUGGUUUCCUGCGUGUGGGGGUUCAGGCUAUAGCUGCUGAUGAGGAGGCUCCAGACUACGGGUCAGGAGUUAGACAGUCAGGAACCGCCAAGAUCUCCUUUGAUGAUGAGUACUUCAAAAAGAAUGACUUUCCCUCUACGGUUAUGACCCGCUCCGGCAUGUCCCUGGAAGAGCUGCGCAUUGUGGAGGGUCAGGGUCAGAGUUCAGAGGUCAUUACACCCUCAGAGGAGCUCAACAGAAUCAAUGACAUGGACCUCAAACUGGGCAACAUCGAAGACACCAAGCUGAGUCUCGGUGACGGUCUCGCAGGACAGCUGGAGAUCGGCAGCAUCUUUACCUUCCGUGUUACUGUGCUGCAGGCCAAUGGCGUCCCACCUGAGUACGCUGAUAUCUUCUGCCAAUUCAAUUUCCUGCAUCGUCAUGAUGAGGCUUUUUCCACCGAACCUCUGAAGAACACUGGCAAAGGAGCUCCUCUGGGCUUUUACCAUGUCCAGAACAUUUCAGUUGAGGUGACAGAGUCUUUCAUCGAGUACAUCAAGAGCAAGCCCAUCGUGUUUGAAGUGUUCGGCCACUACCAGCAGCACCCGCUGCAUCUUCAUGGCCAAGACCUGAUCAGUCCUCCAACACCAUCAAGGAAGUAUUAUCCUAUUCCGAUGCCUCUGUCUAAACCAGUUCCAGCCACCAAGUUAAACACCAUCACCAAGUCCAACCUGGGUCAGUGCGUCAGCAAGUACGACCUGCUGGUCUGGUUUGAGAUCAGCGAGCUGGAGCCCACCGGAGAGUACAUCCCAGCUGUAGUGGAUCACAGCGGAGGACUGCCCUGUCAUGGCACCUACCUACUGCACCAGGGGAUCCAGCGGAGGAUCACGGUGACUCUCAUCCACGAGAAAGGAAGUGAGCUCCACUGGAAGGAUGUUCGUGAGCUGGUCGUGGGUCGCAUCAGGAACAAGGCUGAAGUUGAUGACAGCGCUGCCGAUGCCGUCCUGUCUCUCAACAUCAUUUCUGCCAAGAACAUCAAGUCGUCCCACAACUCUAACAGGACUUUCUACCGUUUCGAGGCAGUGUGGGACAGCUCCCUGCACAACUCCCUCCUGCUCAACCGAGUCACUCCAUAUGGAGAGAAGAUCUACAUGACCCUGUCUGCAUAUCUGGAGCUGGACCACUGCAUCCAGCCUGCUAUUAUUACCAAAGACAUCUGCAUGGUCUUCUACUCCCGAGACGCAAAGAUCUCCCCUCCCCGUUCCCUAAGGAACCUCUUUGGGAGUGGAUACUCCAAAACCCCUGACUGCAACCGAGUCACUGGCAUCUACGAGCUGAGCUUGUGCAAGAUGUCUGACAGUGGAAGCCCAGGGAUGCAGCGGAGGAGGAGGAAGGUCUUGGACACAUCAGUGGCUUAUGUGCGUGGAGAGGAGAACCUGGCCGGCUGGAGGCCCAGAGGAGACAGUCUCAUCGCGGAGCACCAGUGGGAGCUGGAGAAAAUGGAGCAGCUGCAUGAGGUGGAGAAGACCCGUCACCUUCUCCUGCUGAGGGAGAAGCUUGGAGAUGCGGCUCCAGUGGGACCAGCUCCCACCACCAAGUCCCUGAGUGAGUUGCUGUCCCCCAGCAUGAGCACGGACUCCUUGUCCACCUCCACCUCCAUCUCCUCACAGAUCUCCAGCACCACCUUUGAAAGCGCCAUCACACCCAGCGAGAGCAGCGGCUACGACUCCACCGACAUCGAGAGCCUGGUGGAUCGGGAGAAGGAGCUGGCCACUAAGUGCCUCCGCCUCCUGACACACACCUUCAACAGUGAAUAUAACCAAGUGGUCAACAGUAUCAGUGACUGCAAGCUGUCUGACAUCUCACCAAUGGGACGUGACCCAUCAGUGACCAGCUUCAGCAGUGCCACCCUCACCCCAUCCUCCACCUGCCCUUCACUGUCUGGUUCCAUGGACCAGAAGACCCCAGAGAACAGUUCCCGUGCCUCCAGUCCUUCCUGCUCAGACUAUGAAAACUUCCCAAUGGUUCCCACUCUGGAGACUUCUUACUUAGCACGGGCUGGAAAGAACGAGUUCCUCAACUUGGUGCCUGAUAUUGAAGAAAUGAGGCCAGGAUCUGUAGUGUCCAAGAAAGGUUUCCUAAGCUUCAUGGAGCCUCGCUCUAACUCAUGGGUGAAGCACUUUGUGGUCGUGCGCCGGCCCUACGUCUUCAUCUACAACAGUGACAAGGACCCGGUGGAGCGGGGCGUCCUCAACCUCUCCACAGCGCAGGUGGAAUACAGUGAAGACCAGCAGGCCAUGCUCAAGACUCCCAACACGUUUGCUGUGUGCACAAAGCAUCGAGGAAUCCUCCUGCAGGCCAACAAUGAGAAAGACAUGAACGACUGGCUGUACGCCUUUAAUCCUCUGCUAGCCGGAACGAUAAGAUCUAAGCUGGCGAGGAGGCGCAGUGGCCUAAUGAAGAACUGAGUGAGUGGAGCGGCACACAGGAAAUCACGGCUUCCAUCCUUUCUGGAAAGCCUUUGAACAUACCAAGUGUUAACACUUAUUAAUCAUUGUGAUUCUUGACGGUUUUCUCUUGUAAGUAGACUUGUGGCUUAAGUCUCCUUUCAUGCGACUAAAAGUUUCAGUUCCAGAGGAAUUUGCCUCCCCCUCUCCCUACAACAACCCUCUGCCAACUUAGCUUUCUCUCCUCCCUUCCUCCUCCUCAGCUUUUUGUGUUUUUGUUUUUAUGACAAUGUUCAGGUCUAAUUUUGUUACGCUUUGUUGUCAUUCCCUAACUAGUAGCAUGUUGUAAUAGUCUACUUGUGUGUGCACGAUUCUUCAGAAACUGUUCUUUCAGGCCACUAAUUUUCAGUUUGCCAAUCAUCUGUAAAGAAAUUGUCUCUAUCAGUGUUAUUUGUCUCAAGAGAAGAGUUUUAUUAUUUUAAUUUAAAAUAUUUUUUUAAAAUUAAUAUGCCCGCAUGAUAACUGCAGCAGUCCUCAGGAGAAGACCAGGUUUGCUUACUGAAAAAAAUAAAUGAAAACAAAUCAGAUAACCUACAGUUGAAACCAUGAAGGAAUAAUGAACAAAUAUCUCCAUGUGACGUAUCAGUUGUGCUACAGAAAGCAAGGCUACUUCAAGAUCUAUUGCUGCUAACGAAUUCAUAGAUUUUAUCUGCCGCCUCUAGCUCCCGACCUCCACCGCCUCCUUAAACGGCCUUUAGGAUCAAAAUGUUAAGUCUGAAAAAUUUCUCCCACCUCAGCCAGACACGAGGGCAGCACUGGGGUUCCUCUGUCAUCCAUGUGAUACUUAGAUCCCACUCCUAAGUCCAUGUACAUACACCAUCCCCAACCCUCCCCUCGAUAGUGCCGUCAGUCAGUGAGUGAUUACUUACAAUCAUGCAUUUGUGUCAACAUAAAAAAAAACACACGCUAACUGAAGAAACAAGAUUAUUUCAUAUCUCAGCAGUGAGAAGAUGACGAUGGAUUGUCCCUGCAGCAGUGCAUAAUUUGUCCCUGUCCUUUUGCUAUUUCAUCUCAAGAAAAAACAAAAAAACAAAACAAAAAAAAAAAACAGGGUUUCAGGGGAGGAGGAAGGCGGACGUGAUUUGUACAUACAUAGUCUGUUCUGGGAUCAGCGUGGUAGUAAACUCUCAUUUAAGACAUUCCUCUCAGCUCCUCUAGCUCUUAUCAGUUUUUUCUUACACACCAACACGUCGAGCCUCAGACCUCAAGAGAGCCUCAAUAUUCUCUAAUAUUUAGUUUAGCCGUCACGUACGCGUGAUACUGAAGACAAAACAGAACAUGAUGAAAUGGGAGGAAGAAGUCAGAAAGAGAAUGAAGUUGCGGUGCUUAAGCCUUGACGCCAGUAGUUAAUUGAUGAAGCUGCAAGCACGUAGACUGCAGGACAGAUGAUAGUCUAGUCACUGUCAUGAUAAUGAAGUGAGUUAUGUUCAGCAGCACCAGGUUGACAUGUUUAUUUUCAGUUUGCAUCCUUCAAUUCAAACCUCUUAACUCAUCGAACUCUCACUCUGUUGACUUUAUUUUUUUUUUAUUAUUAACAUUGUUGAUUUUUUUCUAUUAUGCUUUUAAUCAUUCCACAGGGAAGUUUUAUAUGAAAUGUAACUGAGGGCAUUUGUUUCUUAAUUUCUAACCAGCUUUAUUGGUGUUUAACCUUAUUUUGCACAUUAACACAUAUCUAUAGCAAGACGAGGGCAGAUCACACAUGUUGAGUCCAAGAUUAUUUCUGAGUAUCAGGAACAAUGAUAAGAGCACAUAUCAAGGCUACACUGGAUAGCUGUUUCUCGACAAAAAGGUUUACUAGAAAGAAAGAAGUGAUAUUAAAGGGACGACAUAUACUAACUCAAAGGUUUUAUUUCUGAUAUUGUUUAUGAAAAUAUUUGCUCUGUACAUCAUAUUAUAGCUGCUACAUUUGGCUCCUGGUGACACUUUGGUGCCUCUUUCUCUACAAAUGUGCAGAUGGGCGUUAAAGACUCUGGCCAACCAACCAGCAGUAUGCCUGUUGUAUCACAUGAAAGGGACUUUAGGGUCAAAUGUGUUUGAAACCGAGGAAGCCACGUCUGUUACAAGUAUUAGUGGCAUUAUUGGUGACAUUGCUGAUGUUAAGACAGAAAACAUUUCUCAGAAGUCAGAAUGAAUGAAAAUUGUAGAGUGACACUGCCCUCAGGUCAGCCAGCCUGCUGGUCAGAGAAACAAAGACACGCUGAAUUGUUUUUGAGGAAAUGUAUCCGUCAACAAACCCGCACAUGAAAAGAAUAAUAAUGAAAAACAUCUAUGCACUGUUCAAAGCUCAAAGUGCAAUGUACCUCAGCUUCUCCACGUGUGGGAUACAAAUUGAUACGAAUACGUGUCAGAGCAAAUAUUUUCACUGACUAAUUUGCAGAGGUAUAUUAUUUUGGAUUGUGUAUUUAUUGUUUGCAAUGUAUAUAUUAGUUUGCAGCUCUUUGCACAUAUCAAUAAAAGGUUCAACUAACUGAUCAAAUAAAGUCUGUGCGGUUUAGUUGUUCUACUCAGAAUGAACCAAAUGAUGGUGUGGCAGCCUCUUUCGGUCUGAACCGAGAGAGCGUUGAAUGUACUAUGAAGAUGUGUGUUUGUCCAUCAUUUAGGAAAAAAGGAUUUAAAAAAAAAUGUAACGCACUGCAUCUUUUCAGGGGAGGUGAGUUACAUUAGUGCUUCUUCUUCUUUAUUAGAAAGUGGUUUGAGUGGAAGUCUGCUUAUGAUUUGAAGAAUAUUUACUCACGACUCAUGCUAGCCGGCCACUUGAAUUCUAACAAAAUGAGGGUGGUUUUUAACUCAUUUUAUUUUUUUCUAAUAUCAGGGAAUAUUAUAAAAAGUAGCUAGUGACAUCUAAAAUGACAGUAUACUAUUGUUGUGCUGGUGUCUUUCUUCACUUCAACACUUUUUUUUUUCCGUUGAUGCCUUUCAAACUAAACUAGCCAUGAUAUUUUCCAUCUUCCCCUCUGACAAUUAAUAUCAGUUCACUGCGUUUCCCUUUGGAUUUGUUCACCAAAAGAAAAAGACAAACCAUGACAUUAACACUGUACAUUAUUUGUCAGACUGGUUUCAUUUUCAUACUUAUUUUGUAAAUAUCUGUGUUGUAUGGAGCUUGAAUUAAAAUGUAAAUAUGUUUACUGUAUUUGUAAUAAUUAUAAUCCAUUCGCUGUAUAGCAUAGAUGUGUCAUGCAGAUAUCCUAAUUCUGUGUAUGGUAAUCUUGCACCAUUGAACUGUUUAGUGAAUGAGGCAACAAUAAAAGUGCAAACUGUGCAUUAGCAUAACA